CUCCGCUCAUCAGAGCCUACACGCAAUGAAACAGCGCUCAUCUCGAGUGGUGGAGUCAGUUUGAAACCGGCCCUCAGACAGGGUGUACAUGCUGCAGCACAGGAAAUGCCUUGUGGACGCUUGUUAGUUAUUUCGCGAUUUUGACUCCUCCGGGGAUCUCUGUUUAUUUCAACACCGAGCGUGAAAGGAAAAAAGUCCGUGGAAUAACUGAAGCUACAGGACAUCUAGUGCGUCAAGAUGCUCGGGAUAAGUCAACAUGUCUCUUUGACAACAGUGGCAGUUGUUGUGCUGCUGGCGUGCGUGUUGUCCUUCAAUGUGGACCAGAAAAAUGCCUUGUCAUUCAGCGGUCCACUGGAGGACAUGUUCGGCUACACUGUCCAGCAGUUUGAGAACAGCGAGGGGAAAUGGGUUCUGAUUGGAUCGCCGCUGUCAGGCCAGCCAGCUAAACGGACAGGAGACGUCUACAAGUGUCCUGUGGGGAAGGGGGACAACACAUGUGUUAAACUGGAGCUGCCUAAAAACACAACAGUUCCCAACUUACAUGAAGUCAAGGAGAACAUGACCAUGGGAACCACACUGGUGACCAAUCCCGACGGAGGAUUUCUGGCCUGUGGUCCUCAGUAUGGCUACAUGUGCGGAGAGCAGCAGUACAUCUCAGGAGUUUGUGCGAAUGUCAGCUCUUCCUUCCAGAUCCUCAACUCGGUGGCACCGGCCGUGCAAGAGUGUGCGAAGGAGCUGGACAUUGUGAUAGUUCUGGAUGGAUCUAACAGUAUCUACCCCUGGUCCAGUAUCAUUGAUUUUCUGCGACGUUUCAUCGAGAAGAUAGAGAUCGGACCUAAACUCUCACAGGUGGGCAUAGUGUCCUAUGGUGAAACUGUGACUCACCGUGUCAACCUGAGCCAGUUUGACAACACUCCUUCUUUGCUGAAGUUCGUCGAAGGGCUUCCUCAGCAAACUGGCUUCAAGACCAUGACUUUCCUGGGCAUUGAUAUUGCCAGGAAGGAGGCCUUCAUGCCAGAGCGUGGUGCACGACCUGGGGUGAAGAAAGUCAUGGUGAUUGUGACUGACGGAGAGUCACAUGACUUCCAUAAUCUAGACAAGGUCAUAGGAGACUGUGACAACGAUGACAUCGAGAGGUUUGGCAUUGCUGUUUUGGGAGACUACAAUCGUCAGAACAAAAGUGCAGAAGAAGUGCAGAAGUUUAUCAAGGAGAUUGAGUCCAUCUCCAGUAAGCCGCUACACGAACACUUCUUCAACGUGUCUGAUGAGGUGGCAUUGUUGACCAUUGUGGAUGCUCUGGGAAGCAGGAUUUUUGCAUUGGAAGCUACAACUGGCAAUUUCACCUCCUCCUUUGAGAUGGAGAUGUCCCAAGCUGGGUUUAGUGCACAUACUUCUAAAGAAGGUGUGUUACUGGGAGCAGUGGGAGCGUAUGACUGGAACGGGACUGUGGUAAUGCAUACUGCUGGAGGAACAAUCGUUCCAGGGAAGACCCAGUUCUACGACCCAAAGACUGAGGCUGGGUACGAAGGACUUGCUGGGUACCUCGGCUAUGAUGUUCAGUCAGCAUCCACCCCUGAUGGAGAACUGUACAUCACAGGUGCACCACGGUACAACCACACAGGCCGGGUUGUUAUCUAUCGUCUGAAUGAAAAGUACAACAUUAUUGUCUCACAGAUACUGAAAGGAGAACAGAUUGGUUCCUACUUCGGCAGCGUCCUGCAGACUGUGGAUGUGGAUGGGGAUACCUACACGGAUCUCCUCUUGGUCGGAGCUCCAAUGUACAUGGGCACAGAACGAGAUGAGCAGGGACAAGUCUACGUCUACAAACUUAACCAGGACGGCCAGUUUGAGCACGAGUUCACUUUAAAGCCUGUCAAUCAGUCCUGUUGUACUGCCCACUCAGCCAGCUGCACUAAUAAAAAUGAGCCAUGUGGUGCCCGGUUUGGUACAGCCAUUGCAGCAGUAUCAGAUCUCAAUCUUGACGGGUUUAAUGAUGUGGCAAUCGGUGCACCUUUUGAGAACGACCACCGAGGGGCCGUCUACAUCUAUCAUGGAGAUAAGAUGUCACUGAAAGAGAAAUUUGUACAGCAUAUUGCUGCAGGUGGGGAUGGUGAAAAGGUGAAAUUCUUUGGUCAGUCCAUACAUGGAGUCAUGGAUCUAAAUGGAGAUGGAAUCACUGAUGUUACCAUAGGAGGCCUGGGAGGGGCUUCACUAUUCUGGUCCAGAGAUGUCGCAGAGCUCCAUGCCAACAUGACUUUUAACCCUGUUAAAAUUAAUCUGCAGCAGUCUCAGCAUCAGUGUGAACAUGGUGGACGCAAAUCUGUGUGUGUGACAACUGAGGUGUGUUUCGCCUACAGUAUCAAAUCUGACCAGCAGGACUCAAACUCUGCUGCAGAGAUCCACUACAAUCUGACUCUGGAUGCUCUGCGUGCAAAAGCCAGGGCUUCAUUUAUUGCCUCGGACGAUAAAAGUGAUCGUAGGAUUACCAGGAGCUUCACCAUCAAAGACAGAGAGAGAAAAUGUGUGCCAGAUACCUUCAUGAUGUCGGCCCGGCCUGACUUCCGAGACCCUCUCAUGGUGUCUUUGGAGUUUGGACUAGCUGAUGAGAACCAAGGCCCUGUCCUGGAUGAAAACCUUCCCAGAUCCAUCAAUAAGACAAUUCCCUUAGUGGACUGUGGCAGAGAUGAGAAAUGCAUUGCUGACCUCUCUCUCAAAGCAGAGCCUAGUGUAAAAAGAAUGAUGAUCAAAGCAAACAAAGACAAGAUUGAUGUCAACAUCAUCGUUAGAAACAGCAAAGACAACGCAUACAACACUAAAGUCAUCCUCAGCUUCACACCGAACAUCAACUAUGUUAAAGUAGAGCCAGAGAAGGUAUGCACUCUAAAUCACACAAAAGUGGAGUGUGCGGUUGGAUACCCCUUCUUGGGAAGCAAUGUAGAGGAAAAAUUCAAUGUGAAAUUUGAGAUAAAUCCCAAACAUGUUCAGGCGGUAAUUCAGAUCAAUGUGACAGCUACAAGUGACAGUGAAGAGCUGGCUUCUACCCUGCAUGACAACACAGUGCAAAUCUCCAUCCCUGUGAAGUAUGAGGCUGGACUCAUAUUCUCAGUGCGGCCUGUGGAUGAACACGUUGUAGUAAAAGAGGGUGAACAGUAUUCCACUGUAUUCAAUGACACCAGGAUCAUUGGAGAGGAGGUCAACAUCAGCUACACGGUGGAGAAGUCAGGUGAUAUGGUGACUCCGCCCCUUAACCUUACAGUGACAUAUCCUCAUCUGUCUCCUCGGCAGAACAACUUACUUUACCUGACACAUGUCACCACCAGCCCACAGGUGAAAUGUGACGCAGCACGUUGGAUCAACCCUGACAAAAUUAACCCGGGCGUUAUAAAGCCCAGUCCAAAUAAAGAAACACUCAGUGUCUUCCUACUGAGCUGUGAAAACCACUACUGUGCAUCAUUUAGCUGCUCCAUCCCCGAGGCUACGAUCAGUCAGGUCAACGUCACAUUCAGAGUGUGGAAACCUACGUUCAUCAAGGGCGAGUUUUCCAGUCUGUACAUGUUGGUGAAUGCCACACUGGGGAUCACAAACACAGACCUGUUUGGACUGAACAGCAGUGACAGGACCAGAAGUGUGAAGAUCCAGGUUUCAAAGGAGACCUUAGGGGGAAUCCCUAUUUGGAUCAUCAUCAUCAGCAUCCUGAUAGGACUGCUGAUCUUAGCACUUGUCAUCUUCGCUCUCUGGAAGAUGGGCUUCUUCAAGAGAAAAUCCAGGGACUACUCAAAGGAGGAAAUGAUGGACUGAAGGAUCCAGACAUCCAGCAGCAAGCAUCCCUGUGACCGACUGCUUCCAGAGCCAACAGGUCGCACAAAGUGACAGGCAGACGGAGGAGACGCCAUAAGACCCACAGACACCUCAGUGCUACGACACAGUGACAACCUGGAAAACACAGUUACCAUUCACUGUUUCCUAUGUAGGCCUGGGUCAAAUAAUGUUUGCAAAUACUUCCCAACCCUUGUCCUUUAAUGAGCACUAGGUUACAACACUGGGGCUAUUCAGAUGGUCUCAUACACAGAGAGUGCUUUCUUUUACUUGUAUAAAGUCGUUGGCACUAACUGUAUACCUUAUGUGAAGUAUUUGCUAAUUCUAUUUGUUCUAGAUCAGCUUCUUUCUUGCAGAUAUACAGAAUACAUCAAGUCAGGUCAAGCCGUUCAAGAAGAGGAGCCAGAGAGGAGGAAGAAACCAUCACUUAACAGCCAUCUGUUGGCAAAGUAGCAUAUAUCUGUAUUACAUACAGCAGUUUUACAAAACCUUCAGAGCUACAACAACUGCACUCCAGCUUUAGAGGGAAAAGUACUCAGGUUUUUCGGUAUGAAGAUCCAAUGUCGCCUAAGCCACCUCACAUACUUUCUAUAGUAUGUCAUUACAGCAACAAUGUCCAAAGGUCUUUUCGCUUCUGCGACAUACAAUUAUGUGAAUUUUAUAUGUGUUGGAGCAGUCUGGCUGAUAGCGUAAAUUCUUGUUUUAAAGCUUAUGUGCUUGAUUAGUUUCAUGAAACACUGUACCUUUUAGCAUUUUAAUUUUGUUUUUGUUUGGUAUUUUUGCUGAAUUUUAACAAUAUAACAUGGCACAUCCUUAAUUUCAAAAUGUUGGCUAAAGACACUGACCUGAACACAAGCUUUAUUUUAAGCAAAGCUGCAGUCUUUUUGCUUUUAUUCUUUAUACUUUUAAUCUUUGUUAAACAAUUCAAAAACAAAAAUAUCUUGUCCUAACUCCGAUGUUAAAUGUUUGUAAUUAGUGUCACCAUGGUUACUGAGGGAUACAGAAAGCUGUGCCUUCAAAAUCCAAAACUUUGAUUGUACUGUAAAUAUAAGUAAAUGCUCAAAAUGUAAAGCUUAAAAAUGUACAUAAUUGUGUUUGCUAUAAUUCAUGUAAUUUAAGAGACGUUAUCCAUAAAUCUUUUCUUUUGUGAUCAGAGAAGAUGAUUUUGCUCAGGUGCUACAAGUAUCAUGAAUGAUGACAUUAACAUUUAACAUAUAUGACAAUUAUCUGGCCUAUCUCACAUUUUCGAAGCAGAUGCAAAUGUGUAAAUAUUGUUAUAUUUUGACGAGAAAAAGAAAGUAUAAAUAUUCUGUACUGAAGAUAUACAUGAAGAUGAGGGUUUGUAUACACUACUUUGGUUUUAUUUGAUUGAAGGUGAUGUUUCAAGCCUGGUGAAUGGCUGUGUUCUGAAUGCCAAGGCUUUAACACAUUUGAGAUGAGAUACCACUGUAACAUAUUUUGAUGUCAACCUUUUUAAUUUGCAAAAUGGAAGUUUAAAAUUUCUUCCAAUGUAGAAAUAUAUGUGUCACCAUUCACCAGCAGUUUCCAUAUAGUAAAUGGGAUUAAUUGGUUGGUGGUUUGUAGUGUAGACAAGCUACAAUAUGUACACCAAGUAUUAGCAUACUGUAGGUUCAAUGUCACCCCAUACGAAGUUAUUCUUUCAGGUUUUCUGUCUUGUUUUUGUUUCCAGAAGUUGCACAGCUACACAAUAUGUUAAAAAGAGAUUAUAUUGUAUGUUGGGGAGACUGGGUUUCUGCCUCUUUCUCAACUUUUUCCCUCACUGUCAUACAAUGAAGCUGAGGGAAGACAGCAAGAAGAAGAAGAAGGAGAAGAGGCAGCUUUUUAAUAUUUAAAUAUUCCUCAGCUCUCACUCUCCACUGUUGACAUGAAGCACAUGUAAUAAAUUGUAUGUAUGUGUAACUGUUAGUCAUUUUAAGAUUGUAUGGCUACAUCAGACUUAUGCACGAGGGUGGAGUCAUGAGUCUCUCUUUGUUCACUUGAGGUGGUCUGGGAUUAUUUUCUCAGAUGUUACGGUCUCUUAACUCCUGAGAAAGAGUGAGGCACAAAGUGAGAGUUGUGAGCUCCACCCCAGCCUUCUACACUGCUGUGAAGUCUUCAUUGUAAUGCACUGGUUUGUCAGACUGUAUGCGUCCUCAUCAGCACAGAAAUUAACUGAAUCUAAUUUACAAAAUAAAGACUUUUUACAAAGGA
Molecule: messenger RNA, 6027 nt
Organism: Siniperca chuatsi (mandarin fish)
Lineage: Eukaryota; Metazoa; Chordata; Actinopteri; Centrarchiformes; Sinipercidae
Gene: itga1
Product: integrin, alpha 1
Exons: 30
Coding region: 238-3798 (1186 amino acids)
Biological process (GO): cell-matrix adhesion; cell adhesion mediated by integrin; integrin-mediated signaling pathway
Cellular component (GO): integrin complex; external side of plasma membrane
Molecular function (GO): integrin binding
Source: RefSeq, a predicted model, not a curated record